Messenger RNA from Pestalotiopsis fici W106-1, 1428 nucleotides. RefSeq names its product N amino acid transport system protein. Bases 1 to 1428 code for a protein of 475 amino acids. Gene Ontology annotation, cellular component: vacuolar membrane. The record is from RefSeq and is a predicted model, not a curated record. The transcript is spliced from 2 exons. Gene Ontology annotation, biological process: amino acid transmembrane transport. Lineage: Eukaryota; Fungi; Ascomycota; Sordariomycetes; Amphisphaeriales; Sporocadaceae. Gene Ontology annotation, molecular function: amino acid transmembrane transporter activity.
AUGAGUGCUGCAACUGCCACCCCUGAGCCUAUGAAGGCGCCAGCGAGGGGUCCUCAGGAUACGGCAGGCGGUGUCACGGAUAGCGAAUCCGGAAAUGUCCAGGAGAUCAACGACAGAGACCGCACCGACAUUGAGAAGCAAAAGUCGGCGCAGGGCGCGGCGCACUUUAACCGUCUGGGAUGGAAGCGUCUCACGGUUGUCCUCUUGGUAGAGGCCAUUGCCCUGGGCACGCUCAGUAUCCCUUCGGCCUUUGCGACGCUCGGCAUGGUCCCCGGCGUGAUCCUCUCGGUCGGCCUGGGUCUCGUGGCCGUCUACACUUCGUAUAUCGUCGGCCAGGUCAAGCUGCGCUACCCCCACGUUUCGCACUAUGCCGAUGCUGGACGCUUGUUGAUGGGCAAGUUUGGCUACGAGCUCGUGGGAACCAUGUUUGCGCUCGAGCUCAUCUUUACCGUCGGUUCCCACUGCUUGACGGGAGCUAUUGCACUCAACAAUAUCACCGCCCACGGCACUUGUUCCGUCGUUUUCGGCUUCGUCUCGGCCGUGAUCCUGAUUCUCUUGGCCAUUCCGCCCUCCUUUGCUGAAGUCGCCAUUCUGGGUUAUGUCGAUUUCGCCUCCAUCAUUAUUGCUGUUGGCAUCACCAUCAUCGCCACCGGCAUUCAGUACACCCACCCCACGGCGGCUUCCGUCGCAACGGCAGCAGCUCCAUGGCAGCUAUGGCCCAAGGAGGGUCUUGAGCUCGCCGAGGCUUUCGUGGCUCUCGGAAACAUUAUCUUUGCCUACAGUUUCGCUCUGUGCCAAUUCUCGUUCAUGGACGAGAUGCACACCCCCGAGGACUUCCCCAAGUCGAUUGUGGCGCUCGGCAUUAUCGAGAUUGUUAUUUACACAGUGACCGGCGCGCUCAUCUACGUCUUUGUCGGCCAGGAUGUGCAAUCUCCAGCCCUCUUGUCCGCCGGAAACACGGUUUCCAAGGUUGCUUUUGGCAUUGCGCUGCCCGUAAUUUUCAUCUCGGGCUCCAUCAACACCACCGUCGUCGCCCGAUACAUCCACGGCCGUGUCUUUGAGCACUCGAUCAUCAGGUACAUCAACACCAAGAUGGGUUGGAUCACCUGGUUGGCGCUGAUUACCACCAUUACCCUGAUUGCCUGGGUCAUUGCCGAGGCGAUUCCCUUCUUUUCGGAUCUGCUCUCGAUUGCGUCUUGCCUCUUCGUCUCUGGUUUCACCUUUUACUUUCCCGCCGCCUUUUGGUUCAAGUUGCUCAAGGAGGGUCACUGGUACGAGAGGAAGAACAUUGUCAAGGCGAUUGUCAAUGGCAUUGUAUUCGUUAUCGGUAUAAUCAUUUUGGGCGUUGGAACAUACGCCAGUGUACAAGACAUUAUCAAUCAAUACAGAGAGGGUACAGUGAGUGGAGCCUUCACAUGCGAUGCAUAG